ACUUUCCAGAGAAGCCAAAGAAAUUUCUUCUCAGAUAAAAAGGGAUGGGCUCACUCUAUGUACUGAUGUGUCUAGCCACUAUGAUCCAUCAAUCUGCAGGACUGAAUUUCACACUUGAUUGCAAUUUAUCCACUAUGAAAGAAGAGGUACAAAAGGAAAUCCUUGAUUGCCACAAUAACAUUAGAAGAUCAGUGAUCCCAACAGCUAGCAAUAUGCUGAAAAUGGAAUGGAGUCAUGAAGCUGCUUCAGAUGCUCAAAGAUGGGCAAAUAAAUGCACGUUGAAAGUCAGUGAAUUUUCUAAUAGAACUACUGGUGAUACAGUUUGUAGUGAAAAUGUAUUUGCAUCAAGCUUGUCUGUCUGCUGGAAAGAUGUCAUCCUUGCUUGGAAACUACAGAAAAAGAAUUUUAUUUAUGGAAUAGGGGCCAUCAACCAAAAAAGUCAUUAUCUUGCUUACAUUCAGAUGAUCUUAUAUAGAACUUAUAAAAUUGGAUGUGGUGUUUCCUAUUGCCCAAACAAUAUCUAUAAGUACUUUUACGUGUGCCAAUACUGUCCAGCAAGAAAUGAAGUUACUUCAUUAGCAACACCCUACAAGAAAGGUGACAGAUGUGCUGAUUGCCCUUAUUCUUGCUAUAAUGGACUCUGUACCAAUCCUUGUCGAUAUGAGGAUAAAUAUUCAAAUUGCCAACAGCUGAAAGAUCAGCUUACUUGUGACUUCACACCGGUCAAGCUUCACUGUAAAGCUACAUGCAUGUGUACCAGUGAAAUAAAAUAGAUUUGGAUCCCAAUUUCUCUCAACUGUGAGAAAAUUAUUUUAGAGUUCAGACUAUAUAAUAUCACUCUCAUUGUAUUUCCAAUAUGUAUAAUUCCUAUGUAUACACCAAACUAUAACAAACUCUAUCCCUGUUUUUAUUUGAUAUAACAUAUAUGGAAAAUGUUCAUUUUCAUUUUGAAGUACAUGACAGCACUAUAAAUUUGUAUUCAGGUGUGUUUUCUUAUUGGUACUAUUAAAAGUUUCCAUUGGAUAUUACUAAAAAAAGAAAAAUCAGAUCAAAGACCAUCUCUGAUACUUACCAUUUUUCCAGGGCAUAAUAAAUCCUAGCUAUCUAUUUUGUGUAUGAUUUUAAAUUGGUCAUUUAAAUAGCACUAAU
Antechinus flavipes (yellow-footed antechinus) is the source of this 1149-nucleotide messenger RNA. RefSeq names its product cysteine-rich venom protein-like. Lineage: Eukaryota; Metazoa; Chordata; Mammalia; Dasyuromorphia; Dasyuridae. Bases 45 to 773 code for a protein of 242 amino acids. The transcript has 8 exons. The record is from RefSeq and is a predicted model, not a curated record.